This is a messenger RNA of Amorphotheca resinae ATCC 22711, 631 nucleotides long. RefSeq lists its product as hypothetical. The record is from RefSeq and is a predicted model, not a curated record. The transcript has a single exon. The coding region runs from base 37 to 477 and encodes 146 amino acids. Lineage: Eukaryota; Fungi; Ascomycota; Leotiomycetes; Helotiales; Amorphothecaceae.
GUACAGAAUAGGAUCGUAGGCUUCUAUAUUUUGAUAAUGGGCGGUGGCAACUUCAUUAUCUAUAGGUACCUUAUUAUCAUCUACCUGAACAGCUGUGCAGCUGCCGUCAAACCCUCUCUUGGAGUUGCCAUUGUUUCAACCGUUCCUGUCCGAUAUCUUCGUCACCAGCAGCAGCAGGAUCAGGAUCACUAUCGGCAUCAUCGCCAGCAGCGGCAUCAUCGUUUCAUCAUCCAUGCCCAUUGUACCCGGAUUGAGCAUCCAAGACCAAAAAGAGACCUGAGCAGCGGAAGAAUUCAACCCAGCUCGGCGAGGGCGAGGGCGAAGGCGAAGGCGAAAAAGGGCGGAGCGAACAUUGCCUUGUCCCUUUCUCGACAUCUGCUCCGCCUCGUCCACCAUUCGCUCCAAACCCUCUCGCGUAGUGAAGGAGAACCUGCCCAGUCACCGUGGCCCAGUGCGAUUGUUGAUGUUGUUGUAUGAUUGUUGUAUUAUUCUCUAUCUCGACUAAGGCAUCUCAGAUUCAGAUCCUCAGAUCCCCCCCGCCAUCCGCCAUCCGCCAUCCGCCAUCCGUCAUCCCUAACCGUCAUCCUAUUGCCUCCGUCAUCCACUCCCAGCCGUGUCUCUGUCCAGCUGG